GAUAGUGUGCCAGCUUGGCCUGUGGACCGCCACAGACAACAGAGCCCACGCUCUCUCUAGGAAACAAUUAGGGUGGUGCCUGAGGCUCGCGGGCCGGGGCUGCUCCUCGCUCCCCAGGCUUUCUGCAGUCCUCCGGCCGGGGUGGCAGGCAUUCGCGCUGAUCUUUCCUGUUGCCUGGCUAGUGACCCCCUACAGGAAGAUAGCUGGUGAGCCAGGGGGCGGAGCAGCCCGCUGCACGUGUCUGGCUGCUCAUAUCAACUUAUCAUAUAAGGAAGGGAAAGUGAUUGAUUCGGAUACUGACAGUAGACCGGGGGAAGAAACAAAGGCAGGGAGCCGCUGUGCAGAGUCGGGGCAGGCCUCCAGCGAGCAGCGCUCGGCCCUCCGCAGGGUGACGGCUGCAGGGGACGGUCGGCAGCAGAGGCAGCGCCGGGACCCAGCCGCUGCGGGAGCGGGAGGAGGAGGGGGUCUCACGGAUGGACUUGGCCGCUCCGCACAGCCCUGAGGUCUGACGGCCAGGGGUCGGGACGCCCGUGUGCCCGCCGCUUGCUGAACGCGCAGCUCCUAAGCCAGAGAGAAUGUGGCAGAUCGUCUUCCUGACUCUGGGCUGCCACCUCCUCUCGGCCACAGCCUACAGCAGCGUUCGGAAGAGCGUGGACGGCACCGGGAAAAGGCAGUUCCAGGUGCAGAACGGGCCCUGCAGCUACACCUUCCUGCUGCCGGAGGCCGACAGCUGCCGCUCUCCCUCCAGCCCCUACGUGACCAACGCGGUGCAGAGGGACGCGCCCCUCGACUACGACGACUCAGUGCAGAGGCUGCAGGUGCUGGAGAACAUCCUGGAAAACAACACGCAGUGGCUGAUGAAGCUUGAGAACUACAUCCAGGAUAACAUGAAGAAGGAGAUGGUGGAGAUCCAGCAGAAUGUGGUUCAGAACCAGACUGCUGUGAUGAUAGAGAUUGGAACCAGCCUGCUGAACCACACGGCUGCACAAACACGUAAACUAACUGAUGUGGAGGCCCAAGUAUUAAAUCAGACAACAAGACUUGAACUUCAGCUUCUGGAACAUUCUCUUUCUACAAACAAAUUGGAAAAGCAGAUUUUGGACCAGACUAGUAAAAUAAGCAAACUACAAGAUAAGAACAGUUUGCUAGAAAAGAAAGUUCUAGACAUGGAAGACAAGCACGUGGUUCAGCUACAGUCAAUGAAAGAGGAGAAAGACAAGCUCCAGGUGCUGGUGUCCAAGCAGAACUCGGUCAUCCAGGAGCUGGAGAAGCAGCUGGUGACGGCCACCAUCAACAACUCAGCCCUUCAAAAGCAGCAACAUGACCUGAUGGAGAGAGUCAACAGCCUACUGACCAUGAUGUCCACGCCAGACAACAAGAGCUCCUUUGUCAGUAAAGAAGAGCAAACCGUUUUCAGAGACUGUGCGGAAAUCUUCAAGUCAGGUAUCACCACCAGCGGCAUCUACACGCUGACCUUCCCCAACUCUACAGAGGAGACCAAGGCCUACUGUGACAUGGAGACAGGCGGAGGUGGGUGGACAGUCAUCCAGCACCGGGAAGACGGCAGUGUUGACUUUCAGAGAACGUGGAAAGAAUAUAAAGAGGGUUUCGGCAGCCCUCUGGGAGAGUACUGGCUGGGGAACGAGUUUGUCUCACAGCUGACAAAUCAGCAGCGCUACAGGCUGAAGAUACUCCUGAAGGACUGGGAAGGGAACGAGGCUCACUCCCUGUACGAACAGUUCUCUCUCUCAAGCGAAGAGUUCAAUUACAGGAUUCACCUCUCAGGCCUUACGGGCACCGCAGGCAAAAUAAGCAGCAUCAGCCAACCAGGAAGCGACUUCAGCACGAAGGAUGCGGACAACGACAAAUGCAUCUGCAAAUGUUCACAGAUGCUCACAGGAGGCUGGUGGUUCGACGCAUGUGGUCCUUCCAACUUGAACGGAAUGUACUACCCGCAAAAGCAUAACACAAACAAGUUCAACGGAAUCAAGUGGUACUACUGGAAGGGCUCAGGCUACUCGCUCAAGGCCACAACCAUGGCAAUCCGGCCAGCGGCCUUCUAGACAUGCACCAAAGACUAGCACCAAAGCACUGGGCAUCGCUGCUGCACACCAGCCCACUUUGCACAGCAAGUGGCGCUCCUGGGGCCAGCAGAUCUGUGUGUGCCAGACUGCAGCCCACGAAGCGCAUCAUUUAAACCUGCACCGCUUAACCAACCAAAGGAAGGCGGAAGGCAGCAGCGCCCUGGCACUGUGGUCUGGAGAAACACCUGUGCGAAGGUGACGUCGAGGCUGAGGGCCACAGGGACAGCUGCAGCCUCUGUCACAACCAAGAACCUUAUGUGAGAGUUUAUCAGUAAAUAACUGGAAAACAGAACACUCAGGCAGUGCAGAUAACUGUGGAACCGCAUUCCUCUAAGCACUGUUUAUAGGCUGUGUCAGUAUCUGUGCGACCCGAAUGCAGCGCCGCCUUCCUGGUGACCCUCUAAGCCGCAGCAGCAUAUAUUCAGGGAUUUUCUAACUGGUUAUGACAAUCUAAUGUUUGGAGAAACAGUGUAUUUUUCCCCUCUUAUGUGUUUUAAAUUUUCAUUUGAAACCACCACAUUACCUAUCUCGACAGCUUAGUUUUAAAUGCGUGGAUACAUGUUAUAAGUUUAUAUGAUGAAAAUGUCCACAUCUCUGAAAUCACCACCAGCAAUGGACACCAUGUUAGUUUAUGUGAAGACUGUACUAUUUUAUUUUCUGCCUGGCUGUUAAAUAUGAAGGUAUUUUUAGAAAUUAAAUAUAACUUAUUAGAUGAGGUGAUUAUAUUUACCUUUUAUGAUAAUAUUUACAAUUUUGUACUCUGGUUACAAAAAAAGAAUCUGUGCCUC
This is a messenger RNA of Nannospalax galili (Upper Galilee mountains blind mole rat), 2872 nucleotides long. It is a transcript of the gene Angpt2, whose product is annotated as angiopoietin 2. NCBI's taxonomy places the organism in Eukaryota, Metazoa, Chordata, Mammalia, Rodentia, Spalacidae. Gene Ontology annotation, biological process: angiogenesis; Tie signaling pathway. The transcript is spliced from 9 exons. Gene Ontology annotation, molecular function: receptor tyrosine kinase binding. Bases 576 to 2063 code for a protein of 495 amino acids. The record is from RefSeq and is a predicted model, not a curated record.